Onychostoma macrolepis is the source of this 2685-nucleotide messenger RNA. RefSeq names its product cAMP responsive element binding protein 3-like 4 (gene creb3l4). Gene Ontology annotation, biological process: regulation of transcription by RNA polymerase II. The transcript has 11 exons. Gene Ontology annotation, cellular component: nucleus. Lineage: Eukaryota; Metazoa; Chordata; Actinopteri; Cypriniformes; Cyprinidae. Gene Ontology annotation, molecular function: DNA-binding transcription factor activity, RNA polymerase II-specific; RNA polymerase II cis-regulatory region sequence-specific DNA binding. The record is from RefSeq and is a predicted model, not a curated record. Bases 302 to 1573 code for a protein of 423 amino acids.
ACGAGCUUAUGUUCCACAGAAGCAGUGUUUUGUUCGUGUUUACACGUCAGAGGAGCUCUCGAGCUUGUAUCGUGUGUUUCUGCUGAGGUUUGUUCCAGUAUGUGCUCCACUUCUUUUCCUGUUUUCGGGAAACUGACGAGGCGUGAGACGCGCUAUUGGUCAGCGUCUCUCCAGAGCCCCGCCCACACGCUCAGCACGCGGAAGUGAAUUACUCUGAAUCAAAUGAGCCAGAAGAUCCGGAUCCACACGGAGAAAUAUCCGUGUUUGCUCGCAGAAUAAACCGAACACGCGUGUGUGAAGGAUGCGAGAAGCAGAUACCGUGUCCGGGGACGUUAAAUCCACCGAGCGAGAUGCUGAGGAGGUUCUGGAGAGCGGCCUGCUCCUGGAUGAGUCUGGAGGAAUACUGUACGCUGGGCUGGAGCCGCACACGGAGGACUGGAGCGUCGAGCCGCGCUGUAGUUUGAACGACAGUGAGUCUGAGGACGUUCUGAACGCUAUAAACCCGAACGAGAUGUACACGUCGGCGGUGUGCGAGAGCGACAGCGGUCUGUCUGAAGAUCAGUCCUCAGACGGAGCCCACGAGCAGAACCUCGGUAACGCCGUCUAUCAGGUGGUGUAUGACAUCAGCGGUGUGGGCGGAGCCUCGGAGCAGGAAGCACCACAUAUGGACGUGAUCUCCAUCGAGCUGGACGAGUGGAGCUCUCAGAUGCUGCUGGCCGACUCGUGUGUGGUCAACGAGCUGGUGUCGUCUGUCAAAGUGGAGAACAUUUCUGCUCACGACGUACAAAACAUUCAGAACCCCGAUGGCUUUUUGGUUUAUCCUGACCUCCAGCUCACAGAGGAGGAGCAGAAGCUGCUGGAUCAGGAGGGAGUCUCACUGCCCAAUAACCUGCCCCUAACGAAGACUGAGGAGAGAAUCCUGAAGAAAGUGAGACGGAAGAUCCGGAAUAAACUCUCGGCACAGGACAGUCGCAGGAGGAAGAAGGAGUAUAUUGACGGUCUGGAGAGCAGGGUGGCGGCGUGUUCAGCUCAGAAUAAAGAGCUGCAGAGGACCGUGGAUCAGCUGGAGAAACACAAUGUGUCUCUUGUGACUCAGCUGCACAGACUGCAGGCUUUGAUCAAGCAGACGGUCACUAAAGCUGCGCAGACGAGCACAUGCAUCAUGAUCCUCAUCUUCUCUCUGGCUCUGCUCAUCUUCCCCAGUUACAGUCCGUUCAGCCGCCGCUCGCCGUCAGCGGAGGACAGUUACGCUCCGGCCGCCGUGAUUUCCAGAAACAUCUUGAAUGACGUGGAGUCUCUUCCGCUUCUGGAGGAUCCUGCAGAAGACGAUCCGGUGUCUCCAGAGCCGCUGUCGCUCCCGACAGAACCCAGACCUGCAGACACAGACGCAGACGCAGACGGGCCGCAGCCGACGGAGGACGCAGCGCUGGCGCAGGACUGGACUCGAGAGCAGAGGAACGGCUCGGCCGCGAGCGACGCAGACGCAGACGCAGCUCUGUCUGUGAGUUUAACCGCUCCGGUGGCUGCAGGAAACGCAGACGCAGCCAAACCGCCGCAUGCUGAUGAAAUGUGAGGCGACUCGACCUGUUUAACUGCGACGGGUGUGGAUCGUCUGAAACAAAGCAAAGAGAACAGCUUCUCUGACAAGCCUUUAUUUAUUCCCUCUGAACACAGAGAUAGGUGUGUUUCACCUUCAUCAUCAUCAUCGUUAUGUGCUUUAGUUCAGUGAGUCACAGCCCUAAAAUAAUCAUAUCAGUUUGUGCUGCAUAGCACUGUCAAAUGAUUAAUCGCAAUUAAUUGCAUCCAAAAUAAAAGUUUUUGUUUGCAUAAUAUAUGUGUGUGUGCUGUGUAUAUUUAUUAUGUAUAUGUAAAUACACACACAUGCAUGUAUAUAUUUCAGAAAAAUGUUAUGUUUAUAUAUUAAAUAUAUUUAUUUAUAAUAUAAAUUAUAUGAAUAUAGAUAUGUAAAUAUUUUCAAAAUAUAUGCAUGCGUGUGUAUUUAUAUAUACAUAAUAAAUAUACACAGAACGCGCACACACAUUAUGUAAGCAAAAACUUUUAUUUUGUAUGCGAUUUAAUCAUCUGACAGCACUACGAGGGGGGGGGGGCACAAGAUGGUUUAAUUUAGCUUAAAAUCUGAUUUCUGAAGAUCAUGUGACACUGAAGACUGGAGUAAUGAUGCUGAAAAUACAGCUGUGCAGCACAGAAAUAAAUUACAGUUUAGCAGAUAUUCACAUAGAAAACAGCUGUUUUAAAUUGUAAUAAUAUUUCACAUAUUUACUGUUUUUACUGUAUUUUUGAUGAAAAGAAUGCAGCCUUGGUGAGCAGAAGAGACUUUGAGAAACGUUAUGAAUCUUACUGAACCCAGACUAGUGUAUGUCUGAACAGAGCUUGUUUUCUUCGCGGAGCGUCCUAAUGAAGCAGACGAGCCUGCGAGCGAUCGUACUGAGCCCCAAAGCUUCUUCGCUUUUGCUUUUUAUAAUAGAAAAGCUGAAUUAGCACAAAUCAUAUAAACAGAGAUCAGAGUUUAACACAAGUCGUGAAAAACCAGAGACCUGAGCCAAACCGGUUCAGUGAAAGACUUUGGCUUGUGGGAAUUAAUCUUCAGAUCAUCUGACGGUGAAUGGAUUGGGUCUCUUUUCUUAUUUUAUUGUCUUCUGAAUAAAAAAAGACAUUUGUAACAUG